Molecule: messenger RNA, 669 nt
Organism: Lachancea meyersii CBS 8951
Lineage: Eukaryota; Fungi; Ascomycota; Saccharomycetes; Saccharomycetales; Saccharomycetaceae
Source: the annotation of a GenBank genome assembly
AUGGUGAAAUCCUCGAGAAGGCAAGUGGCCAAGACGUCCGUUCAAGCUGAAAAACCAGAGGAGCAACUGGAGCUCGAAAACACCAGCUCGUCAGAGAGCGAGUUGGAAGGAUUAUCGGAGGACGAAGAAGCGAGUUCAAGUGAAGAGGACGGCGAUUUGGCGCCAGAAGAGAGCUCUAAACGUAGUGGAGACCACUCGGUGAAGAAGCUGGAUGCAACGAAGCGCACGGACUCGAAAAAGAACCAGAAAAACGGACAGAAAAGCGACAAUUUGUCGGGAAUCAUUUACGUGAGCAGACUGCCAAAGGGGUUCCACGAGCGGGAACUGGCCAGGUACUUUGCGCAAUUCGGAGACUUGAGGGAGGUGCGGCUGGCACGCAACAAGAAGACCGGCAACAGCAGACACUACGGGUUCGUGGAGUUCGUCAACAAGGAAGACGCAGCUGUGGCCCAGGACACCAUGCACAAUUACCUGCUGAUGGGCCAUCUGCUGCAGGUAGUGGCUCUACCCAAGGGCAAGAAGAUCGAAAAGCUGUACCGGUACAAGCAGCGGGCGUUCCAGCAGACGCCUGUGAAGAAAACGAGCGCUGAACUCAAGCAGCUUGCCAUGGACAAACACGCCGAGAGAGAGCAGAAACUCAAGUCCAAGGGUAUCCAGUUCCAGUGGUGA